Messenger RNA from Ziziphus jujuba (common jujube), 1508 nucleotides. Its product is annotated as aspartic proteinase 36. The record is from RefSeq and is a predicted model, not a curated record. NCBI's taxonomy places the organism in Eukaryota, Viridiplantae, Streptophyta, Magnoliopsida, Rosales, Rhamnaceae. Gene Ontology annotation, biological process: proteolysis. The transcript has 7 exons. Gene Ontology annotation, molecular function: aspartic-type endopeptidase activity. Bases 64 to 1263 code for a protein of 399 amino acids.
UUUGGUUUCGGUUUUGUUUUUUCACUUUCCCUUUGAAAACGUUUGAAAACGCAGCUAGGGCAUAUGCACAUCUUACCAUCCCGGCCACCAUUUUCACCGACAUUCGUCUCCCAUUCGCCGGCAUCGUCCUCGUCCAUUGUUGUGUCGGCAAGAGUCGUUCGAUUAAGAGUAACUCUUUUUUCCAUGCAGGAUCCAAGGUUCCAACCGAAUUUAUCUAGCACGUAUCAACCUAUAAAGUGCAGUAUCAAUUGUAACUGUGACAAUGAAGGGGUUCAAUGCACUUAUGAGCGCCGCUAUGCUGAGAUGAGCUCCAGUAGUGGCGUCCUUGGUGAGGACAUCGUUUCUUUUGGCAAUGAAAGUGAACUUGUACCCCAGCGUGCAGUUUUCGGUUGUGAAACUUUGGAAACUGGUGAUCUAUAUAGCCAACGUGCCGAUGGAAUAAUGGGUUUGGGGCGUGGUAGGCUUAGUGUGAUGGAUCAGCUUGUUGACAAGAGGGUUAUUGAUGAUUCAUUUUCAUUAUGUUAUGGUGGGAUGGGCGUCGGUGGGGGUGCUAUGGUUCUUGGUGCUAUCCCUUCUCCCCCUGGUAUGGUAUUUACCCAUUCAGACCCAUUUCGCAGUCCGUAUUACAACAUUGAGCUGAAGGAAAUACAUGUGGCGGGGAAGCCAUUAAAAUUAAGCCCAAAAGUUUUUGAUCAAAGACAUGGAACUGUCUUGGAUAGUGGAACUACAUAUGCUUAUCUUCCUGAGGAAGCUUUUCUCGCAUUUAAGGAUGUUUUAAUAAAGAAAAUUCAUUUCCUCAAACGAGUUCAUGGUCCUGACCCAAGUUAUAACGAUAUUUGUUUUUCUGGUGCUGGAAGGGAUGUCACUCAACUAUCAAAAAUAUUUCCAGAAGUUGAUAUGGUUUUCAACAAUGGGCAAAAAUGGUCGUUGUCUCCUGAAAACUACUUGUUUCGGUAUACAAAGGUUAGUGGUGCAUAUUGCUUGGGAAUUUUUAAAAAUGCGGAUUCAACUACGCUUUUGGGAGGAAUUCUUGUCCGUAAUACCCUUGUAACUUAUGAUCGAGAGAAUGAUAAGAUUGGCUUUUGGAAAACUAAUUGUUCUGAACUUGGAAAGAGAUUGAAUUAUGUUAGUGCUCCUCCCCCAUCUCGGUUACCUUCUGAUAGCCAGAAUAGAAGUACAGAAAUUCUGCCUCCUGUAGUUCCAGUUGACUUGUCUCAGAAUGUUUUUCCAGGUUAUGGUGGGAGCAACACAUUUGGGCUGUGAGUGCUGGAGCUAUGGUUGCUUUGAUUUUUGUAGUAUUGACGUUGGGGAUGUGGUUAUUAUGGAACAAUAGACGGCAAGAGAUCGGUGCCUACGAGCCUGUUGGUGCGGUUGUUCCCGAGCAAGAGCUUCAGCCACUCUAAAAGCUGAUUUGUAUAGUGGGAUUUUUUAUUGGGUCGAUACUCGAUAUAUGAAGAGAAAGUUCUUUUCGUGUAAACUUCCAUAGUAGAUGUAUUGUAAUUUUUAUA